GCGGCUUCCCGACCCUGGCAAUGCAACCGGUUCGCAGGAUUCCCAUCUCUACCUAGUCACCAGUGACCAAGGCUACUAACAGGAUUAUCUUACGGCAUUCUUUGCUGAACUAAGUACGGUGUACCUUACUAAACUUACCUAGUGGACUUCUCUACUGAAUACCAGUCCCUUUGAUCAGUCCCUCCUUCGUUCCUAUCUACAUUGACCUUCAUUUCGUACGGUGCUACAUCCUCACUGGACAACUAAGAACCAUGGACAUCACUGCCCAGACGUUCUUUUACCACCUGCCCAGGGUCCUGGACGACCUGUCAUCUUGUUGUUUCGUAUCUAUAGACUUUGAAUUCUCUGGAAUUGCAAAGACCCCCGGUGUAUCUUCCAAGAGCAAAAGUACCUUGCAGGAGCGUUACGAGGAAGUCAAGAAGUCGGCCGAUCAAUAUCAAAUUCUACAAGUCGGCUUGACCAUUUGCCAUGAGGACCCGGAGACAGCGACCUACACGCUGAAACCAUAUAACCUAUACUUAAAUCCGAUCAUUGACCGCAAGCUGGAGUUAGAAAGAACCUGGUCCUUUCAAAGUGGUGCCGUUGAGUUCCUCCUGGAAAACAAUUUUAACAUGGAAAGCCUGUACAAGAAUGGCGUCACCUACGUCUCAAGGGAUGAGGAAAAACGAGCAAUGGCCAGAGUCAUCGAGAGAAAUGACCGCACCAAAGUGCGCAGCUCGCUGGACGUCACAGACACCGAGUAUGAGUCGCUCGCAUUCCUGAAGGAAGUGCGUCGUCUUGUUGAUGACUGGCUUGCGCUUGGUAAAUCUCGAGAAGAUUACCUGAAUAUCCCGCCACCUAAGGGUCCCAAUGCGCCCAAACGACCGAAGUCCAUACCGCCGGAGAUAAAUAGGUUCCAAAAGAGACUGAUUCAUCAGCUUAUAGAAGUGGAAUACCCGAAUUUGGUCACAGUCAGUAGACCUACAUUCAUACAAAUCAUCGACUACGACGAGGAAAGGGAGAAGGCCGUUCGAGAUCAGAGAGUGAAUUGGGUUCAGGAACGAAUCUGGAAACAGACCGGGUUCAGAUGGGUCGCGGAGGCCCUAACUGGAGGCGAUCUCACGAAUCUCGAGCCUUUUUGCUUCAUUAAUCUCCUGUCAGGCUCGCAAAAUCCUCAGAGUUCACUCCAGGACUUCUCAGAUGGGGUGAAGCAGCGGUUGCGGGAUAACAGACCUGUCCUGGUUGGACACAAUCUUUUCACGGAUCUGAUUUACUUCUACCGCUGCUUCUUUGGACCCCUCCCAGACCGUGUAGAGGACUUCCAAUCCAUAACUCAGAAGUUGUUUCCGGUCCUCAUGGACACAAAAUAUAUGGCUACACAUGAUUGUGGCUCCAUCAAUCCGAAGUCAUCCUUGCAAGAGAUCAAUGAUGGUCUCGCCGAGAUCCCCACGCCAACUAUAAGAGUGCACCCCCAGCAUUCCAAGUAUAAUACGCAAGCUAUUGAUCACGAAGCCGGAUAUGAUAGUCUUCUCACGGCGCAAGUAUUUAUAAAACUUUCUGCACAGCUGCGAAAUAGGGGAACUUCGGGGAUUCCGCCUGGGAUUCCGGGGCCGUCACCGUCAAGUGAAGAAUCGAAGAAACCCACGAAGCAGGUCAUAGGCGACUUUGAGGCUACGGUCUUCCUGCCCGGGCGCCCCAGGUCAAGCAACGUUCGUAUAAUGUUUGGCUCGAUCGAAGUCGAGAAAGUCGACGACGAUGCUGAUGCCAGCAAUGUGGCCGAUGACUUGAGCAAACUGUCGUUGGGGCCCCGCAACUCUGUUGAGAUACAACAGAAGGUUGACAAGGGUCACUUAAUCCCCCGAUUAGGCGCGUCAUUUUGGGAUGUUUACGGGAACAAACUCCGUGUCUUCGGGCCCACGAUCUCCGAUCCCAGAGUGUGCAGAAGCUGUCAAGAGACGCUCGUCCGCCGCAGUUAUGCCUCAGCCGCUACGCAGGCCUCGCCAGAACCUCCCUCCACCGCCGCCUCGACCUUCCCCGUUGUGAAGCCCACCCAUACCAUCAAGGCCGGCGUGGUCCUCUCCCGUCCCCCUCAAAUCACCCGCGAUCUCACCGACUUCGAAAAGGCAUACUAUUUCUACCAGAAGCGAUUGAAUGAGCGUCUCACCCUUCCUUUCACCAAAUACUUCUACUUCAAGCGUGGAACACCUGCCGACGAAGACUGGAAGCGCAAGAUCCGGGAGCGCCAGACGCCCGCGCGUGAUAUCGGCAAGUACAAUCCGUACUCCAAGGAAGCCUGGAACGAUGAACUCCUGGUUGGAGCCGUCGAGUCGGACCCUGCGCACCAGGUGGAAAUGCUUGUGCAGGAUGCCGAGUCUACGGUCAAUGCCACUUCCCAGGACACCAGCAAGAUGGAAGAAAUCCCGAGACCGUUUCCCCGGGUGACGGAAGCGGACCAGAAGAACGACCAGAAGAGCCUGAACCGGGCGCUGCAGAGGACCCUUUAUCUCCUUGUGCAGUCCAAGGAGGGAUACUGGAAGUUUCCCAGCUCUCCCGUGGAGGGAGAGGAGACUAUUCGACAGGCUGCCGAACGUACUCUUGAACAAGCCGCGGGCGUCAACAUGAACACCUGGAUGGUGGGCUACCACCCGGUGGGUCACUACGUCUACAAUGUCCGCAACCAGAGCAAGCUGGCAAACGGAGAGGGACCUGCGGGCGAGAAGGUCUUCUUCUUGAAGUCGCGCAUCAUGGCCGGCCAGGCCGACCUGACCAGCAACACUCAGAACCUGACCGACUUCAAGUGGCUGGCUAAGGAGGAGAUUGCGAAGUUCGUUCGGCCCCACUACUACGCCAGCAUCAAGAACAUGUUGGCUGAGCGGUAAAUCCGGAGACACGUGGGAGGGAUGGAGUGUAUGGAUCGUUGCGCGGACAUGUUUUAUGUUUUGGGGAUGCCCUUCGUGCAGCAGGUCUGAGUCUUGCAUAUAUCAUAGUAGGUCAUGUAUAACUAGCUUUCCGUUUUCGCUUUUACUUGCAAUGAAGACUUUCUUGUCAU
Messenger RNA from Aspergillus ibericus CBS 121593, 3028 nucleotides. Its product is annotated as CAF1 family ribonuclease. Gene Ontology annotation, molecular function: poly(A)-specific ribonuclease activity; RNA binding. Lineage: Eukaryota; Fungi; Ascomycota; Eurotiomycetes; Eurotiales; Aspergillaceae. The transcript is spliced from 7 exons. Gene Ontology annotation, cellular component: cytoplasm. The record is from RefSeq and is a predicted model, not a curated record. Bases 252 to 2858 code for a protein of 868 amino acids. Gene Ontology annotation, biological process: nuclear-transcribed mRNA poly(A) tail shortening.